UCUGUUGGAAGUUUACUCAGAACACUUUUGAAUCAAACGAAUUCUUCGAGUUAAUUAAAAAGUUUAAGAAUAAAAAAAUUAAUUUUUUCGAUAUUUUGAGAUCUUGUGCAAACUUCCAGCCAUUAUUUUAUCCCAGACAUUGAUAAUCAUGAUCCGGGGAUUCAUUGUCUCGUGUAUUGUACUGUUUUGUGCAAUUGUGAUAGCAUGGCUAUCUCAUUCGAUCGACGUGUGGGAAAACGUCAUUAAAUUCAUCCAAAAUUGCGACCUUGAAUCGUUGCCCGUUGUUCAACUACUACCGGAAUAUGAUUUUAUUGUGAUCGGUGCCGGUACGGCCGGAUGUGCACUAGCCAAUCGAUUAUCCGAGAAUCCGAAAUGGAACGUGUUGUUGAUUGAAGCUGGUAAGAGUGAAAAUCGGUUGAUGGACGUUCCAAUAUUCGAUGUGUUGAUGCAGGGAUCAGAUAAAUUCGAUUGGAAAUAUAAAACCGAGACAAGUAAAAGCUAUUGUUUGGCCAUGGAGAACAACCAAUGCAAAUUUCCCAGAGGCAAAGUGAUGGGUGGGAGCUCGGUUAUGAAUUUUAUGAUGUACACUAGAGGCAAUAAAAAGGAUUUCGAUGAUUGGGAAAAAAUGGGCAGUACUGGGUGGAGUUUCGAUGACGUUCUGCCGUAUUUCAAAAAACUCGAAAAUUAUCAAGUUCCGAAUUCCGAUCCCAGUUUUUAUGGAUCGGCGGGACCAGUAACUGUGCAAUAUAUCAAUUACAAAUCGAUCUUAUCUACGGCUUUCAUUAAUGGUAUGAAAGAGUUGGGCCUUUCAGAAAUCAAUUACAACGGCAAGGAACAAGUUGGUGUCUCGCAUAUUCAGUCUACAACUAAGGAUGGUAUGCGUGUCAGUUCGAAUCGGGCAUACAUCGAUCCGAUAAUAUCCCGCCCGAAUCUCCACGUCCAGUCAUCAACGCUCGUCACGAAAAUUUUGAUCGACGAGGUGAAAAAACUGGCGAACGGCGUUGAAUUCUACCACGAUAAAAGAUUGCAUAUUGUCAAAGCGACAAAAGAAGUGAUUCUAACGGCCGGUGCAAUAAACUCACCACAACUGUUGAUGCUUUCCGGUAUCGGACCUUCAGAGCACUUAACUGAAAUGGAAAUCAAGCCAAUCGUUGAUCUUCCAGUGGGUCAACAUUUCAUGGAUCACGUAGCACCUGGAUUUGUGUAUACAGUGCAAGGCAUUAAGAUGCCUAAGGCGGAAUUGGAAGAGAUUACAAGUACUUUAAGAUACAUAUUUUACAGAACCGGCCCACUUACAAUGGUUGGCUGUGAAUCUCUGGCAUUUUUCGAUUCGAAUGAUUUUGCCAAUCCGAAUGCUUAUCCGGAUGUUGAAUUAUUCCAAUUUUCUGGUUCAUUGGGCGACACUAAGCAAUUGAAAGAAAACUUCAACAUUGAUAAUGAAUUGUACAAAAAAUUGUUCCAAGCGAUGAGAGAUGAAAAAAUGAAAGCCUUCACAGUAGGAGGGUUCGUUCUACGACCGAAAAGCAGAGGUGUAAUUAAACUGAAAAAUAAAAAUCCAUUCGAUCAUCCACUGAUCUAUCCGAAUUACUAUUCCCAUCCCGACGAUGUUCAUGUGUCGAUAAAAAUAUUGGAAAAGAUUAUUGAGUUGGAAAAGACCGAAGCGUUCAAGCGACUGAAUGCUAAACAAUACGCUAUGACACCACCCGAUUGCUUGAACUUUGAGUACGGCAGUACAAUGUAUUGGGAGUGUUAUAUGCGCCACUAUUCUUUAACCAUUUACCAUUAUUCGGGUACAUGUAAAAUGGGACAGCCUAGUGACAACAGUACAGUUGUUGAUCCCAGAUUGCGUGUGCUAGGAAUAAAAAAUUUACGUGUUGCUGAUGCCAGUAUAAUGCCUGAAAUUGUAUCUGGUCAUCCUAAUGCAGCAGUGUUUAUGAUUGCAGAGAAAGCAUCUGAUAUGAUCAAACAAGAUUGGGAUUUUUCGUAAGGAAAAUAUUUGUCGCUUCAGUCAAUAACUUUUAACUAAAGGAUUUUGUUCUUGUUCAAACGGUUGUAAAAUGUGGAUAGAGUUAAGUCAUCAUUUGAAUUGUCUAAGAUUUGGACAUAUAU
Messenger RNA from Bradysia coprophila, 2109 nucleotides. RefSeq names its product glucose dehydrogenase [FAD, quinone]-like. Lineage: Eukaryota; Metazoa; Arthropoda; Insecta; Diptera; Sciaridae. The record is from RefSeq and is a predicted model, not a curated record. Gene Ontology annotation, molecular function: oxidoreductase activity, acting on CH-OH group of donors; flavin adenine dinucleotide binding.